AUGUCUGGCUCCGGAUACGAUGCAGUAGUGGACGUGGACGACGAGGGCGACCUCGGCCACACCGACCUCCAAGAAGACCUCGAAUUCCACAGCUCCAACUUCACCGAACCCUCGCGCGGCGGCCGCAAGGUCCCCGGCUCCUCCAGCCUUCUGCCCCCUCCGGCAACCGCCUCGUCCUCCUCUGGAGCGGGCGGCGCGGGCUCGUCCAAGCGCUACCUCUGGAGCAUGUCCUUUUACGCGCAGUUCUUCGACGUCGACACCUCGGCCGUGCUGUCGCGCUGCUGGGCGGCGCUCUUCCCGCGCGCAAACUUCCUCGACGUGCUCGAGGGCAACCCCGACUUGUACGGGCCGUUUUGGAUCGCCACGACGGUGGUGCUCAUCUUGUUCCUGGGCGGCACGAUCAGCCAGUAUCUUUCGACGACGGGCAAGUCGCAGUUUGCGUAUGACUUUAGGUUACUGAGCGGCGCCGCUGGCUUAAUCUACGGAUACACCAUGGUCAUCCCCGUAGCCCUCUUCCUCGCCCUGCGCUACUUUGGAAGCGAGUCGGCCAACCUCCUGGAGUGCUGGGCGCUCUACGGCUACUCGAACCUGAUAUGGAUCCCCGUCGCCCUCAUCUCCUGGUCGCCCAUCUCCAUCCUUAACUGGGUCUUUGUCGGCGUAGGCUUCGGACUGUCCGUGGUGUUUUUGGUGCGGAACUUGUAUCCGGUGCUGAGCGCGACGGACCGCCAGGUCAGCAAGAUUCUGCUGGUCAUUGUCAUCUUGCUGCAUGCCGGUCUUUCAUUGACGAUUAAAAUUCUCUUCUUUGCUCAUGGAAGUCCUGUUGCGAGAUCUCCGGCAGACGGGGGAUCUGACGGUAACUGA
This is a messenger RNA of Trichoderma reesei QM6a, 861 nucleotides long. RefSeq lists its product as uncharacterized. Gene Ontology annotation, biological process: vesicle-mediated transport. The record is from RefSeq and is a predicted model, not a curated record. Gene Ontology annotation, molecular function: small GTPase binding. Lineage: Eukaryota; Fungi; Ascomycota; Sordariomycetes; Hypocreales; Hypocreaceae. Gene Ontology annotation, cellular component: membrane; Golgi apparatus. The transcript is spliced from 3 exons. Bases 1 to 861 code for a protein of 286 amino acids.